Messenger RNA from Polistes canadensis, 1574 nucleotides. Its product is annotated as 2-oxoglutarate and iron-dependent oxygenase domain-containing protein 3-like. NCBI's taxonomy places the organism in Eukaryota, Metazoa, Arthropoda, Insecta, Hymenoptera, Vespidae. The record is from RefSeq and is a predicted model, not a curated record. Gene Ontology annotation, cellular component: membrane. Bases 81 to 1064 code for a protein of 327 amino acids. Gene Ontology annotation, molecular function: iron ion binding; L-ascorbic acid binding; oxidoreductase activity, acting on paired donors, with incorporation or reduction of molecular oxygen. The transcript has 5 exons.
ACCACCUGUUACUAAAGAAGAAAGAUCUUCCGACGUUACUACUGUAAAUAUAAACAUUGAGAAAACAUAUUAAUUAAAAUAUGUCACAAGAAAAUAAAAAGUCCAAGAAAAAGGACGUUAAGAAGGAAAAGGCAAUACAAGCACAAAACAAUGUGAAAGAAGAUGUAGAUACCGAUACAAAUAAAACUGUCAAAUCAAAAUUUGGACCUUCUAUAUCCUUCCCGUAUCAAAGAGUAUGGUCACGUUGCAUCUUAAUUGUUGGAGUUUUGUUUAUCGUCUGGUAUAAUAGUAGAAACGGUAAAGAAAUACAAUUAGCAAAACAAAAAGAUAUACUGGUAACCCGAACGCAAACCGUAGAGUGUUCAGAAGAAUUUAAAAAUGAAUUAAAUCAAUUUCCUGGUUGUCUACCAGAAAAAUGUGGAAGAAUGGUAACAGAUAAAUUAGUUACUUCGGCAGAGAGCGAUGUUCUCUUAAAACUUGCAAUUAACGGUAUGAGUUUAGGUGGUUCUGAUGGUGGUGCAACUAUCUUAGACCUUCACUCUGGUGCAUUGAGUAAAGGAUCUAAAUUCGUUAACAUCUAUCAGCUAGAAGGAAGAGAUAAAAUAUUUAAUGCUGUUGAUUUUGCCAUGUAUAAAGUAGUUAAGACCAAGAUUCAGCAUUCCAUAGCGCAUUAUUUUGGAGUAGAUGUUGAUAAGAUUCAUUUAACUAAACCAACUUUCUUUUCGCAAAUGACUAAUGUGCCGGCUAAAACUAUACAUGAUGAAUAUUGGCAUCCACAUGUCGAUAAGGAAACAUAUAAACACUUUCAUUAUACCUCUUUACUAUAUUUAAAUGAUUACGAUAGAGAUUUCAAAGGAGGUAGAUUUAUAUUUAUUAAUGACAACAAUGUUAAUAGUACUGUAGAACCACGAAAGGGUAGAGUAUUAAUGUUCACAUCUGGUAGUGAAAAUUUGCACGCAGUUGAAAAAGUCCAAUCUGGAACUCGAUAUGCAUUGACCGUAUCUUUCACAUGUGAUUCAAAUGCAGCUAUUACUGAUCCAAAUUAUCGUAAUAUAAUGAAAUAGUGUCAAUUAAAUUAUUUCUAUAUAUAUGUGAAUGUAAAAUAAUUUAAUAUUAUAAUUUAAUCCUUUGAGUAUUGAAUAAUCUUGGCAAAAGCACUUUCUGGAGAUGAAAUACUUUACUAAGCAUAACUAAGUAAGUUAUAAUAAUUAUUCUUCCAUAUAUUAUAUAUAAAAUAUUAUGUGAAAGUUAUUAUUGAGCACAAUUUUGUUAUUACAAGACUCGAAACUAUUAUCAACAAUUACAAACUGUCUUUGCAUUCCCUGCAUUCAUGCCACUCAAAGGGUUAAUAUUAUAGUGUAUUAUGAAUCUAAGUUAACUUCUUACAUUCACACAAAGUAUAAUUUAUUUUACAAAUAAUUAAGAUAAUAAUAGUAAGUAGGGAAAUGUAACAAAUUGUCAUUAUUAUUAUCAUGAUUGAAAAAACCGUAAUGUUAAAUAUUUCAAAUGUUUCUAAAAUGAAAAAAUAAUAAAUGGGAAUGUACCAAAAUAAAUAAUUAUAAUUAUAACAACAA